CACCUGCGCCCCGCCCCGGCCGCGCCCGAGCCCGGGAAAGGCGGAGGCGCGCCUUUGCUUAGGGAAGGGCGAGUUCCCGUUGCGACGCGCCGUGUGUGUCCGGGGACAGUCGUCCGCUGCCCUGGGCAUCGCGGAUCCCAGGACGUUCGCGAGGGCCUUUCCCGGUUGUGCGAGACGGCGCCCCUCUGGCCGGCAGGAUGACCAACCCUGCGGCCACGCAGAACAAGGAAAUAGACUGUCUGAGCCCAGAAGCCCAGAGACUGGCGGAGGCGAGGCUGGCUGCGAAGCGCGCGGCCCGCGCGGAGGCCCGAGAGAUCCGAAUGAAGGAGCUGGAGCGACAGCAGAAAGAGAUCUAUCAGGUUCAAAAGAAAUAUUAUGGGCUGGACACAAAAUGGGGUGACAUCGAACAGUGGAUGGAAGACAGUGAGCGUUAUUCACGUAGAUCCAGAAGAAACACAUCGGCUUCCGACGAAGACGAGCGCAUGUCAGUGGGUAGUCGUGGAAGUCUGAGGCCACAGCCUGACCUGGAUUAUGGGGGUCCUUACGCCUGGACAAAUGGUUAUGAUGGAGAAUUAUAUGGAUCCCAGUCCCUGAAUAGAAGAUCUGGCAGGAAUUCCAGCUACAGCAGCAGCGGUGAGGGCAGAUUCUCUACUUUGUCAUCAGCCAGAGAGGAGACGUUGGGACUCUCCUGCUCGGACCUCGGGCUUCCCAGGGGCGGCCUUGCUCUCCUGUCCACCCAGAGCGGAAACCAGCCCUCCUAUCUGUACAGUGCUGCCCGGCCUCCUGCAAGUUACCGGCUGUCCUACUGCCUCAGGCUCCGGGAAGACACGUGCUCGCAUAGGAUUAUUAGCCAGGAAUGGAGCAAAGACAUCAUUUACUUACUCUGCUGGCAGAAAGAAAGAUGGCUUUUGAUUUGUUUGGCAUCUGUGUUCGAUGACAUCGGUCCCGGCGGGACACGGCGGGGUAGUGCCUGCGGUUCCUAUGCUCCUUCGGAGCGCGGCGGCCACCUCAACUCCAGCUCCCGAGCCUCCUCCAGAGCCAGCUCGGCGCGGGCCAGCCCAGUGGUUGAAGAGAGACCAGACAAAGAUUUCACUGAGAAGGGGUCUCGGAGCCUGCCCGGCCUGUCGGCAGCCACGCUGGCCUCCCUGGGCGGGACUUCCUCCCGGAGGGGAAGCGGGGACACGUCCAUCUCCAUCGACACGGAGGCAUCCAUUAGGGAGAUCAAGGAACUGAAUGAGUUGAAGGACCAGAUUCAGGACAUAGAAGGCAAAUACAUGCAGGGGUUGAAAGAGCUGAAGGACUCGCUGGCGGAAGUUGAGGAGAAAUACAAAAAGGCAAUGGUUUCCAACGCUCAGCUUGACAAUGAAAAGACGAACUUCAUGUACCAGGUUGACACAUUAAAGGACAUGUUGCUGGAGCUCGAAGAACAGCUGGCUGAGUCCAGGCGGCAGUACGAAGAGAAGAACAAAGAGUUCGAGAGGGAGAAGCACGCCCACAGCGUCCUGCAGUUCCAGUUUGCCGAAGUUAAGGAGGCCCUGAAGCAACGAGAAGAGAUGCUGGAGAAACACGGAAUAGUCCUCAAUUCAGAGAUCACUACCAAUGGAGAGACUUCCGACACCCUAAAUAACGUUGGACACCGAGGUCCUACCAAGAUAACAAAAGAAGAGUUAAACGCUCUCAAGACGAUGGGGGACGGGACGCUAGGAAGAGCCAGUGAAGUGGAGGUGAGAAGCGAAAUUGUGGAGAAUGUGGGGGAAAAAGGAAUGUUGCAGAAUACUGAGCAAGAACAGCACACAGAGGACCCAGCACGGGAGCGUGCGGACACAGAGGUGUUCCAUGCUGGUGGAAAUGCCGAGGACCAGAAAGCCUCUGAAGACAGGGCCCCCUCACCGGGAGUCUUAGCAGAUGGUCCAGAUGAGGAACCCGUUCCAAACCAGAGUCUAGAGAAUGCUUCCUUUCUUGAAAACACGGAGCAGGUUGAGUCCACACCAGACGACAGGACUGGGGCUUCUCUUGAGCGGUCCGACUGCUUGGGUGAAUUAGAUGGUGAAAUCCCAGGUCCUGUGACUGAGCAGGACAGUUACAAUGCCUUGGAUAUCAACAACCAAAGUAAAGAAUCUGCAGAAACACAGGAAGAUUUGAAAAUCUUGGGAGAGGGUAGCACAGAGCCAUGUCAAGAAUCUGCGUCUCCACAAACACCUGAAAUUGGAGAGCUGGGCAGUGUAGACAUGAGGGAGCGAGGUGGGAGCCCCACAGAGGGUGUGGUGGAGGCAGGGCCAAGGGGGCUUGGGGAGCAGGUGGGCACAGUAGCCUCCAGACCUCCGAGGUAUAACAGUGACACCGUGAGUGAUGAUGAAAAGUACGCGGUAGAUGUCCCCACUGAGUUGGACCCGAGCUCAGGGCAUGACCUAGAGAAAGAGCCCGCCACGCAGGAAGUUGCUGAGCCCAGGGAGCUCCCAGUUCAGAGCACAGCGGUAGGUGAGGAGAGUGAGGAAAAGGUGGACCAGGAAAGGGGGCCGAGGGAUGAGAAACCGAUCCAGACAGAAGUGCGGAACGUGCCUUGUUGUCCAGCAGCCGAAAGCAGUCCUCAGGGAGCAACGGAUGUAGGUGUGGCAGACACAGAAAGCGAGCCCCCAGACACGAAAGAACCCGAGGAAGAAAAGAAUGACCAACAGGGAGAGGCAUUGGAUUCAUCCCAGAAGAAGACGAAGAACAAGAAGAAGAAAAACAAGAAGAAAAAACCACUGGCGCCUAUGGAGACCCUGAAAGACGUUAAGAAAGAGUUAACAUUUCAGAACCCAGACUUAAGUGAAGUUAAGGAAGAAGAGCAGGUAAAAUCUACUGACGAAAAACCAGUUGUAGAAGCACAAGAUGAGGUCACUGAAAGCCCAGAAAAGGAGAGUGUAGCGGGAAGCAGUGAAAAUGUCGAUGGUCCAGAGAAUCCUAAAAUUGAGUCGGAUGAAAAACUUAACCAAGAAGAUGAGAGCGUAAACACUAAAGCGGGGAAAGAAGCAGCCGAUGGCGACACAUCGGGGUCGGGAGAUGACACAGCCCAGUCAUCAGGCGCGACGAAGGAGCCAGAUGAAGCCGUUCGAAAAGACGGCGCUGAACGAGACGGCGCCACCCGCAGCAUUCCAGAACCAGGGAGUCCAGAAGCGUCCGGCGGCACCCUGCUGGAGAAUGAAAGCCCCCCCGAGGACAUCGACGACGCGUCUCACACGGGAAGCACAGAGCCGCAGGGGAUGACGGAAUGUGCCGGUCAGAUAGCCCGGAAGGUUGUAGAGGAUGAGGAUGACCUAGCACCCGCAGGAGAGCCGGGAGCCUCCGAUUCAGAAAGCAAAGACCAGCCGAGAGGCGGAAGCGAGAAGGGCAAAAGCAAAGAGGACUGCACCCUGUCGUAAGUGGAGUUGAGGCUGGCUGUAGAGGGGCCAAGGACUGCACAGUAGGUCCAGCUGUCAGAGGCUCAUCUGCUCUUAACACUGGCGAGGCUCCUAAUACGUCCCCCGUUGAUUCAGACGCACCAUGUGACAGUCAGCCACCGAGCUGCCUACCACGUUGAGUUAUAGACUGUUACUUGGGGAUGGAUACUUCCUCGCGAAGCCUGUCACCCCGAUUAGAAAGAAAGACACGCUUGUAAUCAGUAUGCGUUCCAACGGAGAGCACUCCAGUUGUGUCUCUCAUAACACUUCGUAUUUCUGCUUAAAUUCCACCUAAAGCUAUUUAGCACUUGCCUUAGGCUGAUACUCGUGACCAAAUCUGUCGGCAUACAGUUGACCAAAUGGCAUUCUGAGACUUCCAUAUUGUAAGUACAGUGAUAUUUAAAUUGACUUGUCGCAUUCAAACGUGUGCUUUCAUACUUGAUUUUGAUGUGUACGUUAUGACCUAUGAGGUAUUUUAUUUUAAAAGGAAAUAAACGGCCAAAUAGCGUAUAGGUCACUGAGUGAUAAGAUUUGCACCUUAGGACAGGAAUGCAUCAUGUUAGGGAUAAGAAAGCACUGGGAGAUCUCCCUUCCCUUUACCGCGUUUAAAUAUUUUAUCUCAAACCAAUAACCUUUUGAUCUCAUUGUUAAUGAUACCUGAAUUUGUUUUGUAGAUUUUGACCUCACUCUGUGCUGAUCAUGUACCAAAGCCAUUUUAUACAAAGAUUUUUUUUUUUUUAAUUUGUUUCUGGAAGAGACGUACAUUGAAACUGUAUUUCCUAAUGCGGUAUUUGGGGGGGGGGGCCAUUUCUAAAAUUUUUUAGGUUUUCUUAACCUUAAAAUUACUUCUCUUUCUAUUUGUCUAAGUGUUACUCAAUCCAAAAGGUGACCGUUUUUGUGCAAACUGCUCAGUGGACUGUAACAGGAUAUUUUAAAUAGAGAAUCACUUUUGGUGUUUUGGUAUAAAUAUUUUCCUUUGCUGUUUCUCGGUAUAUUCUUAUUGGAAAAUUCUUGAUUUGAUCUUCCUGAAGGAAAUCUAGCUUUUCUAUACAAGGAAGCCUUUUAAAAAGUAAUUGUAAAGUUAAAUAAAAAAUAUUGUGAAAUGUUAAAAUUACAAAGGACUGUACAUGAUGAAUGCUGUUGACACUUUAUGAGAUUAUAUGAAUUCAUGUCACUGUUACAAGAUAUAAUUGAGUGCAAAAAAAAAGACCAGAACCUCAAUAAAAUUUGAGGCAAGUGUGUUCUUAUGUAACUGAAAUAAAAAAAACCAACAUUUUAUAAUUUGA
Prionailurus viverrinus (fishing cat) is the source of this 4705-nucleotide messenger RNA. It is a transcript of the gene LRRFIP1, whose product is annotated as LRR binding FLII interacting protein 1. Gene Ontology annotation, biological process: regulation of transcription by RNA polymerase II. The transcript is spliced from 21 exons. Gene Ontology annotation, molecular function: DNA-binding transcription factor activity, RNA polymerase II-specific; RNA polymerase II cis-regulatory region sequence-specific DNA binding. Bases 198 to 3401 code for a protein of 1067 amino acids. NCBI's taxonomy places the organism in Eukaryota, Metazoa, Chordata, Mammalia, Carnivora, Felidae. The record is from RefSeq and is a predicted model, not a curated record.